This is a messenger RNA of Emericellopsis atlantica, 2389 nucleotides long. RefSeq lists its product as uncharacterized. The record is from RefSeq and is a predicted model, not a curated record. The coding region runs from base 404 to 2266 and encodes 620 amino acids. Lineage: Eukaryota; Fungi; Ascomycota; Sordariomycetes; Hypocreales; Bionectriaceae. Gene Ontology annotation, molecular function: exonuclease activity; nucleic acid binding. The transcript has a single exon. Gene Ontology annotation, cellular component: nucleus.
UCGCGAUAGGCAUGUGCACUCUUGGGCUUUGACGGUCUACGCAGAUAGCGUGAUCUUCAGCAGCGACCCUGUGACUUCGAAUGAAUGGGCCUCAAUGUAAGCGGCCAUGAAAUGAUUCAAAGCAUUUCUCCCUCCGAAUUUUCAAACGUUUCUGAGCAUCGUGCUCAUCCACAAUUUUCCGUCAUCUGUUGCCUUCUAUUGUUGGCUCAUUUCUCCUCCGCUCCUGAAUGCUGCGCCCUGGCCUAACUCCAUCCACAUCAUCUCAUGCGACAUCCACCACCCCUACCUUUUCCACGAAACUCAACAAGAGGGAAGAUCUUCCGCCCAUGCCUGCUCCUCAAACUCACCCAAUGUUUCUAAAAGGCUGAUGUGUAUGGUAUGACCGCAAUGAACAGCCGCCACAAUGAGUCUCGAUCUCAAGCACAUUCCCUGCCCAGCCGGCAACAGUUGCACCGCUUUCAAAUGCAUCUUUGGCCAUCAAAGGGACAUCAAAGCUCCCACUGUCACAACUCCGCAAGUCGAUGACGCACAGCAGUUCAAAGCAGGGAGAGACAGCGGACCGCCAAAGAAACGCGUGAAGGUGGACGAUGCACCAUCCGCAAACAACGACCACAAGUCAACGUCGGACGUAGACGCCCUGCCAGGCAGCGUGAGGACGGCCACGAAACAAGUGUCACCACCGCCGCUGAAAAGGCCAUCGACUGUUUCCAAAACAAAUCCGGGAUCCGCGGGAUCUUUGGCCAAAGCCUCUACUGGGUCAAAAGCAGUUUCAAACUCGACUCCCGUUAAACCAAGAAAGGUUGAGACUUUGAAUCCCAGGCUUCUGAAAAGCUCCCCUGCCAGCCAUGAAACACGCACCAAACUAUUGCGAUUACUACAUGGCGAAUACACACGCCUCAAUAAGGAGCUGAAGAAGGAUGCCAGCGCCAGCGAAGAAGAACUCGUGCUCUCGGAUCAAGACAUAAUCUUCAAAUCGCUCGACGACGAGGAGAAAACUGCCCUGGAGAAACCUUCUGUAUACUCCAACGUCAUGAAGAAUAUGGUUAUGCAGUACAAGCGUAUGAAUACUGCCCAGUGGAAGGAUGAACGCAAACAAGCUAUCGCCAAGCUUGCUCCCAAGGACACCAACGACGCCAGCGUACCGAAGAAUAUCGAGACUGGACUGCCCCCAGCUUUAGAAGUCCAGAUUCUGCGACGUCUGUUGACACCGAUCCAGAACCUAGCGAAUCAUGGCUAUGUGCCUUCCGUACCGAAACCAGAAGACAUACAGAAAGCCAAGGACGGGCAGGAAACAGCAAACGGCUGGGAGCAAUGUGAUCGAUGCAAGCAGCGCUUCCAGGUAUUCCCAGGCCGCCGCGGCGAAGACGGCGCACUCACCUCGGGCGGGAUGUGCAGAUAUCACUGGGGCAAGCAGUAUGUCCCCCUCAAGCACCCGGGGGAUCGCUCAAGGAGAGAAAAGCGAUGGAAGUGUUGUACCGAGGAAGUUGGCGAGUCAGCAGGCUGUCAUACGGAAGAUUUCCACGUCUUCAAGGCGAGCAAGGCCAACAUGCUGGCCGCAGUCAUGAAUUAUAGAGAAACACCCCCCAAUCCGUCUGCGCCUGCAGACCGAGCUGUGGCGUUUGAUUGUGAGAUGGGAUACACUGUCCAUGGUCUGGAGCUCAUCCGCCUUACUGCAGUAUCAUGGCCAGCUGGGAAGGUACUCCUCGACGUGCUUGUACGUCCCAUCGGCGAGAUAUUGGAUCUGAACAGUCGCUUCUCUGGUGUAUGGCCAGAUGACAUGGCCCGCGCAACACCCUGGAACGAAUCGUAUCCUCCUCCCUUGGCAGCAGAGCCUGCAGUGUCUGAAGAUUGGGGCAGCGAAGAUGGUCAGGUCGCUAAGAAGGUCCUGCCCAUUGUUCCCUCUCCUGAAGCGGCACGAACACUCCUUUUCUCAUUGCUCGCACCGUCAACACCGUUGAUUGGCCACGGACUCGAGAACGAUCUCAACGCCACUCGUAUAAUCCAUCCAGCCUUGGUCGAUACUAUUCUGCUGUAUCCGCACAAAGCUGGACUACCUGCUCGGAUGGGUCUGAAGCAUCUGAUGAGCUACCACCUGAACCGUCAGAUCCAACAAGAAACCGGCCCCAAGAUGCUAGGCCACGAUUCGGCCGAGGACGCCAGGGCAGCCGGCGACCUCGCAAAGCUACGGGUCGUGGAAGAGUGGGGGAAGAUGCAGCGGAUGGGCUGGAAGGUUGUUGAAGGUGAACUGAUCCAGCCUGAUACUUGACAGCUUCAUCAUUCAUGCAUUGGGUUGGGCUAGAAGCCCACCGUGGGUGUUGUUUUGCGGCGUUUGGUGGGCUUGAUACAUAGCGGACCGUUCUACGGAGUCACAAUUUGAGAACUGCGAGUG